This is a messenger RNA of Dictyostelium discoideum AX4, 363 nucleotides long. It is a transcript of the gene ost2, whose product is annotated as dolichyl-diphosphooligosaccharide-protein glycotransferase. Gene Ontology annotation, cellular component: endoplasmic reticulum membrane; membrane; oligosaccharyltransferase complex. The transcript is spliced from 2 exons. Bases 1 to 363 code for a protein of 120 amino acids. NCBI's taxonomy places the organism in Eukaryota, Evosea, Eumycetozoa, Dictyosteliales, Dictyosteliaceae. The record is from RefSeq and is a predicted model, not a curated record.
AUGUCAACAACAGCAUCAACAUCAUCAAAUAAUCUUACAUUUACAUCAAUUGUUAAAUCAUUUUUUGAGAGUUAUUCAAAGACUCCACAAAAAUUAAAGAUUAUUGAUCUUUUCCUUAUAUAUACUUUCAUUACUGGUGUAAUUGUAUUCACAUAUUGUUGUUUGGUUGGUACCUACCCAUUCAAUUCAUUUUUAGCUGCUUUCAUUUCAACUGUUGGUUGUUUUGUUUUAACAGUAUGUUUAAGAAUUCAAAUUAAUCCAAUUAACAAUUUUGGUAAAACCAUUUCAAUUGAAAGAGCAUUCACUGAUUAUCUUUUAUGCAAUUUAAUUCUUCACCUUGUUGUAUUCAAUUUCUUAGGUUAA